Molecule: messenger RNA, 3083 nt
Organism: Portunus trituberculatus (swimming crab)
Lineage: Eukaryota; Metazoa; Arthropoda; Malacostraca; Decapoda; Portunidae
Gene: kin17
Product: DNA/RNA-binding protein KIN17-like
Exons: 2
Coding region: 835-2025 (396 amino acids)
Biological process (GO): DNA replication; DNA damage response
Cellular component (GO): nucleus
Molecular function (GO): double-stranded DNA binding
Source: RefSeq, a predicted model, not a curated record
UCAUCAUGUACUAUCUAUAGAUAUAUCGUUGCCUUUCGUUAGAACUUACAAAAAUAUAAUUACUAAAUGAACGGAUGGGCAAUGGCAGAUGCAGAAAGCAAAGACAUGACAAGAACCACGUAAAUGUUCAAAGCCAGACAAUUUGUGCUAAUCCGUUUCUCGUGGUUUUUGCUGUGCAUUACCUAUUUUGUUGUUAUUUUGUGCGGUGUCUCCGCGGCCCGUGCCACUACCAUCCUCUUAACCUUACCAAUAGUGACUUUUCACGGAUGAUCUUGUGAUGCCAGAUACAAAAUGUACCAGAGGAUUGCUCCCCCAGUGGUUGGGUGAUUGAUGUACUGUACAUGACAAGUCUAAGUGGAGAGCUGUCAGACACAUUGACAUGAUAUAACGGGAAGUGAUUUCAAGGAAAAGAAAAUUACCACUGUAUUAUUAUUAUUAAUAUUAAUAUUAUGAUUGUUAUUAUUAUCAUUACAUUACUUAUUAUUUUAGAAUAUGCAGUUUUUUCAUCCAUUUUCCCUUCUGUUAGAGCAAAUUUUUCUUGAGUACCAGUCACAUUUUAGUCAGGAAAAGUAUUAUUUUGGCUUUACUUCCAAUUUUUUUGCUGUUCAAAUCACCACCGUUAUCAUUCACCAAGACCACACAGGAUAUGACAAAAGUGUAAUAGUUGCAAAAAGAAUGUUGGAUUGGAGAAAGAGGAAGCACCUCAUGGUUGGAGGGCAGCUUCAUGGAUAUGGACUCAAGAUCCUUCUAUUUGCAGUUUUGUUCAAAUUUGAAAAAUAGCAUAAAUGCGACAUCAUCAAUUCUGAGUAUUAGAAGAGCAUCAUCAGAGGCAAGAUGGGGAAAGCUGAAAAAGGAACUCCUAAGGACCUGGCCAAUCGUAUGAAAGCCAAGGGGCUCCAGAAAUUGCGUUGGUACUGCCAGAUGUGUCAGAAGCAGUGCCGUGAUGAGAAUGGCUUUAAGUGUCACACCAUGUCAGAGAGUCACCAGCGACAACUGCUUCUAUUUGCUGAUAACCCUGAAUCUUUCUUGGACAGUUUUUCAGAGGAGUUUCUAGAGGGGUAUCUGGGACUGCUGAAGCGAAGGUUUGGUACAAAACGUGUACAUGCGAACAAUGUCUACCAGGAAUAUAUUCAGGAUCGUGAUCAUGUUCAUAUGAAUGCAACACAGUGGGAAACACUCACAGAUUUUGUGAAGUGGCUGGGACGAGAGGGUCACUGUGUUGUGGAUGAGACAGAAAAGGGUUGGUAUGUGACCUACAUUGACAGAGACCCAGAGACCCUCAGGAGACAGGCAGCAGCUCAACGGCGUCAAAAAGCAGAGCGUGGACAGGAGGAGCGUAUGCAAGAUUUCAUUCAACGUCAGAUUGAACUUGGACGUGCUAAGGAUCCUGUGGACAAGUUGCAAGGUGAUGAGGCAGCAGCAGCACUCCAACGUGAAGAUGGUGCCACUAUCAGCUUGACUCUUAAAGCUGGCCCUGCACGACCUCGCCUCUCUGGCCUGGAGGGUGGCAAUGCUUUGAAAAUUGUUUCAGGAAAGCAAGCAGAAAAGGUCAAGAAGGACACAAAAAAGCGCACUGCUCUUGAUGAAAUUAUGGAAGAAGAAAUGAAAGGCAAGAAAUCGCGUGAAGAGAGCACCACACUAGGAAAAGAAAAGUCAAAUAGUUCUACUGAGGAAACAAGAGACCUUCCUUGGGUCAUUGAGGAUAUCAUAGUGAAGGUUGUAACAAAAGACCUUGGAUCAAAAUAUUAUAAACAAAAAGGGAUAGUGAAAGAGGUAGUUGGAAAAUAUGCUGCCAUUGUUCGACUCUUGGACUGCAAUACAAAGCUAAAGUUGGACCAGACACACUUAGAAACUGUGAUUCCAUCAGUUGGGCGGGCGGUAUUGGUGGUUGCUGGCCCUCGGCGUGGAUCUCAAGCUAUGCUCCACAGCAUACAAGAAGAAAGUUUCAGUGCAACAUUAGACUUUGAAGGCCAGUUAGUGCCUGGUAUUCCAUAUGAGCAAUUUAGCAAGUUGGUGCCAUCCUAGGGAAAAGUAGGAGUGAGUGUUUAACUGCAGAAAUUGUCUGCUCAAUUAUGAGCCUUGUUAAUAUGGAUUGUCUUCAAAGGAAAACUAAUGUACCAAUUUAUAGAAAAAAUCAAGUACAUGUACAAAUAAGUCAAGCAAUAGUUGAAGGAGUAAGAGCAUUGAUAUAUAAUUAGAUAAGGGCAUGACAAACAAAGCAUCGUAAAAAUUUAGUACAAAAUUUUUUUAUACUUGUGCCCUUAACCUUCACUAGACAAAUUCAACAAACACAAAGUGUGCAAUUGUGCAAGUAGGUAAAAUAAAUGAAAGCAAUGCACCAGAAUCAGUUUUGCAGUAACAUGGAUUGCCUCUACUAGAAUCUGAUCUAAAAUUCUGUGACCUACAAUAACUUUGCUGAAAUGUAAAUUGGAAUCAGUUGGACUUUUCUGUUUAGUGAUGGUUGUCUACCUUUAUAGCAAGCUAACAUUCUUCUUAAAGAAGAGUAAACAAGGCAAGGUGUCUAUAUUAAUUUGUUGAUUCAUUCCCUGUCAUCUUUGUCACGUAGCCACUAGGGGGAGAUAGGAAGAUCUAUUGCAUAGCACACACAGCAACUGCUUUACCUUUGCUGCACCAUGGUAGACUUUUCUUUCCCACAUCUUAAUCAAUUAUUGAUAAGAUCAUAUGCAGGAAAGCAGUGGUGGAAGUUCUCAAGGACAUGUCAUUUAUAUAUUAAGAAUGGUUUCUAUCCUUCCUUACCAUCAUUGACCUCACAUCAAAUGCUCUCUUCUCACUGUCCAUCCAUCCCUUUCAUGGAUUUUCCCUUAGUCUUAAACCUCUUGCAUAUAUUCUCUACUUAACCAAAUCAUUCCAAUGCUCUUUGCUUCAUUAGUUCAAAGUCCAACAACAGUUUAUUAAUUUCUUACUGUAAGCAUGUUUCUUAACACAUGCUUUCCAGAAACUAUUUUCACACACACACACACACACACACACACACACACACACACUAACACCGGGUAGUGUAGUGGUUAGCACGCUCAACUCACAAUCGAGAGGGCCCGAGUUCGAAUCCCGGGAAGUGGCGA